GUUAAACUUUGACCUAUGAGUAUAACAACAUUGAAAAGGAGCAAAGUUCGAAGAUUGUUAUUUUAUUUUCAUUAUACUAGCACAACCUGCUUCAUAUUUUUUGCCCAUUAAAAUACGAAAUUAUAACGGUAACAUUAUUAUAACAAUGUAAGUUUGACAAAAUUAUUAGCAUAAGUAUAAGACAAAGUUUUUAAAUUUAUUAAAUAAUCUCAACUCGUAAAUUUAAUGAUAUGCCUACAGUGACACUUACACGGCACUACGGUAAAUGGAUGGCGUUCAAUUUAAGUAGUUUAAGAUUAAGAGUAGAGUAAGAGUUAAAAAGAUUACAUGAUUAAGACACCCUUCGUAAUUCAAAUUAAGUGAGUAAGCCAGUAAGAGUAAACCGUGCCGUUAUAAUAUAAAAUGCAUUCAAUUAUACAAUGAUUUUAACAUUAACAUGUAAUGUAAUAGUAAUAAUAACUAGAGUUAGAGACUCUACUCUACUUCUUCUCUAGUUGAAAAUUGAAGUUGUUUCUACGUAAGUCUACGAAGUCCAAAUCUGACUCCACAUUUCUUUCACAAACUUUGUGUGUCUAGUCUAGGCCUACUUUUUCGUAGUCGAAACUCUGCUGCUUACAUUGUACUUAAAAAUUGUAUGUCUAUUCAGAAUUCAUUAUAAAUUAUAACUGCUAAGACUGACCAUCCAUUUAAUUUCCAUAGUCAUAGGAUAGCCAUGGUCAUAUAUAGUAGGAAUCUUGUUUUCAUGUUUUCUGAGUAGGCUAGAAGGCUCCAAAUGGGAAAUCAAAUGCUAUUACUUAUUACUAUUAAUACAAAUUAUAUUUCUAUUGCUACAAAUUCUUUCCAGUUAUCUCUGUUCAGAGUUUUUUUUAACCCCAGCUCAUUCAUAAUUUUGCCAUUCUUCUCACUCUUUCACUGUCAAGUUACCUUUUCCAAGUGUUCGGAAUCCAUGUCCCCAUGUCAUGUACUUCUUCUCUUUACUGAACCCACAACAACAUUUGGUUUAUUCAGUGACUCAGCAGUGUAUGAGUAUGGAGAAUCCAUCUCUCGCUAUUUCUUUCUCUCUAUUUACUUUACUCCUCCACAGUACCCCACUGACCACAGGAAUACUUCGUGAUUUUUCAUAUUCCAUAUCAUUCAUGAUCUGAUUGAUCUUAUUUGAGAUCUUUUCAAACCAUAUUAUUUUUAGGAUCUUGUACUAACAUAUCACAUCAUAUAUUGAUAAAAAUCUGUUUUCUCUUGGUUUGGUGAAUUAUUCAUUAAAACAAUUUUUUAAAAUUUAAUCAUUAAUAAACAUAAAUCAUGGAAGGACGUAUAAACCAUUCCAUGUGACAAUUGGCAAAUGAUGUCAAACAUGGUUGUGUUUGUGUCCUGGCUCCAACACUUUUCAGCCUAAUGUUUUCCUCUAUGCUGACUGAUGCCUUCAGAGAGGGGGAUGAUGGAAUCGGUCUCAGAUACCGUACUGAUGGUAUGCUAUUAAAUCUCAAGAGGCUAUAUGCCAAAUCCAAGGUCAUGACAGAAAUCACCAGGGAUUUUCUUAAUGCAGAUGAAAUUGUUCCAUAAUUGCUGGAACAGAAUCCGAUAUCCAAAACAGUGUUACUGAUUUCUCCAAUGCCAGCACAAAUUUUGGUCUCACCAUUAACACAAAAAAAGUCCUUUUCCAAUCAGCUACUUGAAGUACGUAUGAUGAGCCCAACAUUCAAGUACAUGGCGAGAGGCUUACAUUGGUAAUUGGCUUCUCACACUCAUACAUUGGCACUGUCCCAAAGCAGCACUAUUGAUGACAAGGUCAAUCUUCGUAUUGCAAGAGCCAGUGCAACACAUGGCAGACUGUCUAAGAAUGUAUGAACCAGGUGAGGUAUCAGCACUCAAACUAAAAUGAAUGUGUACAUAGUGGCUGUGCUCCCUGCGCUUCUCUAUGACUGUAGACAAUCUAUCACCGACAUGCAAAAAUGUUGAACCACUUUCAUGUGACAAGUCUCAGAAAAAAAACCCAAACAUCCAAUGGCAGGACAGGGUCUCAAACACUGAGGUACUUGCACAGCCAAGUCUCUGCAGUAUAUUUACCCCUUUAAUGCGGUCCCUGCUUCGCUGGGCGGGACAUGUGCAAAUGUCAGAGUACUGCUGGCCACAAAAAAUAUUCUAUGGUGAGCAUGAACAUGGAAGGCUGUUUGCUGGUGUUAGAAAAAAUGCUUUAAAGACACCCUUAAAGCCUCACUGAAAGCGUUCAAUAUAGACCCGGACACAUGGGAAGAAGCGGCAAAGGACUGAGCAUCGUGGCGUUUCCUCUGUACACAAAGGCUCCAUACAACAUGAAGCCAACAGAACUGGGACUGCAGAGCACAAAAGACAUGCCAGAAAAGUCAGGGUUUACUCUGCACGUGGAAAUGUCCCCUGCACUUACUGUACCCACAGCCAAGUACACAAUAAGCGUAUACUAUGAUUAAGAUCGAUAGUCGAUUUCGACUGAUGAACUAUAUUAUAUAUAUAUAGGCAUAAAUGUUAAUUUAUUCUAAAGAAUAAAAUAUUUAAAACUAUAAUUUUUUUUUUCAAUUAUUUUACCAACUCUAGUUAGAGAUAGAGAAUGGCCAACAGACUUCAGGCAGUUUUUAACCACAUUAAAGCUGAUACUUCCUUAUCUCUGAAGCCAGAAGCCUGCUCACUAGAAAACAGAUCUGAUGAUAUUGUCAUUAUUUCAGCUUUAAGAACACCCAUUGGAAAAGCCAAGCGGGGAUACUUCAAGGUAAAAUUUCCAAACAAUUUUAUGUUAACAUUUUUUUUUUCUUGGGGAGGUGGGGGUGUUUAUAUAUUAUUUUAUAGGUAGACUAUUAUUUUUUAUAUUUUUGAUAUAAUUUCACAUUUAUUGUUUUUGUCUAAAUAUUUUCAGGUUGUUUUUUUUCUUAAAUAACGCACACUAAAAAUUAAAAACAUAUAUAAGCAUGCAAUGCUAAAAAGGAUCAUACUUUUAAAAAUCUUGAUAAAUAGUGGAAGAAGAUAUUUUGGUACUGAAAAUAAUAACAAGCCAAUUAGGAGGAUGUUUGGGCUUGAUGCCUUCUUCAGCAAACAAUAAACAACAGAUAAAUUUAUAUUAAAAAAAUAAAACUUACAUGGCUUGAAUGCAGUCCUCGUAUUUUAAAAAUCUUGAAACAUUCAUGAUAUAAAAAAAACAUUUAUACAAUAGGGUCAAAGCAAUAAUGAAUUUAGCUCUUUGGCCUGUAGCAAAGUUUCAAGACCUCAAAGCCAGACUCUAGCACCCCAUUUUGUUUUUCUAUUAUAUUUUUAUUUUGUUUUUGUUUUUCUUAAACAGCAAAUUGUCCUGUCUUUUCUUUUCAAGCCUAAAGAUAUUUUGCUCCAAUAUUUAUUUUACACGGCUUGAUCGCAAUCCCUCAUAUGUUAUCCAUUGUUUAAACAGAAAUUCAAAAACAUUUUAAUUAUCAAAAUAAAAGAAUUUAAAUAUAUCUAAAAUUUCACAUAUUUUAUUUAGCUUACUAUCAAAAUUCCCUUUUUUAACAUCAAUAAUUUUAGAGCCUCCUAGUUUUACCAUCCCUAGCCUUGUAGGACCCUUUGCCAUGGUAAUUUUUAUUUUAUGCUAUUCCUUGAAGACAUACAUUAAAAUUAUUCAUAUAUUAAUAUAAGAGACAAUGGUGAGUACCGAUAAUGGAUUGUAUUUAAAAGAAUGCUUCAAAUGGAUUUAAAAGAAUUCUUCCAAACCCUUCUAUUACAUUAACAACAUUCUAUCUAGGACACACUUGGUGAUGACUUAUUAGCAGCUGUGUUCAAAGCUGUUAUUAAUGAUUCGAAAAUCGACCCCAGAGAUUUAGGUGAUAUCUGUGUUGGUAAGUUUUAGUACGUAGAUGUACAUCAGUGUAAGAUUUAGUCAUGUGGUAAGUUUAUUAAUUUUUUUUUCAGUGUUGAAAUCUUUUAGCAGAGGUGGAGCAUAGGGGUGGGAGAGCAGAGAGGAAGACAGAUGUCUCAGACGAGUGAUGGCGCAAAUAUGUUUCUUGAUUGUAUUUUAUUGAUGAAAAUAAUGGGUUUUUAAGAAUACUUGAUAUGUAUAUGAUGUAGGUAUUUGCUUAUUUCAUUGAUUCUGUCCAACCAGGGAAUGUGCAAGAUCCAGCAGCAGCACUGACGGCCAGAUUAGCCCAGUUUUACAGGUUAAAAGUAUACUUUUUGAAAUUUAACAAAUUAAAUACUUGCAUCUCACAAUUUAUACAAAUUAAAUACUUGAACUUAAAACUCAGCAGUAGAUUAUAUUUUACUUGUAUUUUAGCCCUUUAUAUUUUGGGACCACCCAAUGAGCUGUUUACAUUUAUUAGUUUUUAUUGCCCACCUUUUGGUGAGGUUGGGAGCUACUCAAGGGUGUCCGGGGUGCCCCAGUUUUUAAAUUAAUUAUAGGUCCUUUGUGCCAAUAAUGCCCAAUGGUCCCAAAGAAACUUAGGUGGUAGAGAUUUAAUAAUUUAAAAAUCCUUAGGAUGAACUCUUAGAAAUAUUUAUACCAUAAAGAAUUACAGUGAGUUAACCAGACAAUUUUUUAUUGUGUGUUACAUAUUUUACUAACCAUUAAUUAUAAAUGAACUUGAAAUGUUUUUUCCUCAGUGGCAUUCCUCAGGAAGUUCCUGUAUAUACCACAAACAGACAAUGUUCUUCGGGUCUUGUCGCUGUUAUGAAUAUUGCAGGUUCAGUAUUUAUUUAAAAUUGUGGAUUUUUUUUCUACCCAUUGUUUGGCUGCUGUGGUUGAGACAUUUUUUUAAAAAUAUCACAAAUUGUUUAGGAUUAGAAAAAAUAUGAGUAAUAAAACUUUUUUUUGUGUGUGUGCUUUAUUUCAGGGAAUAUAAAAAAUGGAGUUUAUAACAUUGGACUAGCUGGAGGGUAAGAAGGAUAAAAUUCUUGAAUAGAAAAUUAUUAUGUUAUCAAUUUAGAUCUUCAACUAGAAAAUUUUCUGUCUGAAAAGUGACUUUCAAAAAUUUGGUUAGUUGUGAUGUAUUGAUUAAUGUGAUAAAUGUUUAUACUUCUUUAGAAAUUCUUAGCAAACUUAGUAAGUUUUAGACAUAAUUUCCCUGUUAUUUAGGACAUGUUUACGUCACACUUUCCUUGUGCCAUGAACUCCGUUUGACCCCAAAUUAGACUGCGUUCGUAUUGGGCGUGGCCUAUUUCUUUUGAUCUUUUUUUUUACCACAGAACAAUUUAUCGCCUGUUUGUCUUGACUCGAAGGUGGCACAAAAUUGUAGUAAAUUAUAGAAAUAUGGAGAAGAUUCAAGUCAGGACUACAAUUUAUAUUCUGUCCCUGAAUCUUCUUAGAAACAGGUGAUACCCAUAUAUAAAGCCGGGGAAUUGAAAGACGGGAGAUUGAUUGAUAGAUAUUUUUAGCUCACGAGACAAGUGUAUUAUUGUGUGUACUCAUAUGUGUUUAUUCGCAUUCAUCAUUGUACAUUAUUAAUUGGCACAUUGUAUUAGCCGUGUACCCGUACAAGAUCUACCAUACUCUAUAAAUUGAUGAUUGUAAUUAUAUUUCUUUUGUUUGCAAUUAUAUUAAUACUUAAAUAAAUCAUAUUAAUUUUAAUUAGUACUGUUUUGAGUGUCGUAUUUUUGCUAUUGUAUUCCAUCUAUGGUAUCGUCCUUUGUUAUGCACUGUUUGAACGAGCCAUAAAAUUAAUAUAAGAGAUUAAGUUCUCACUAUAGAAGGCAGUGCGUAACAUUGGUAUAAAUAUUUGGACUUGCUAUAUUAGAGGCUCCUAGGCCAGGAGUCGGCAACCUUUUGAGACGGAAGAGCCAAAAGUUACAAUUUACAAAAUUUCCCAGUUUUUCAAGAGCUACUAACAUUUUUACUUCAAUAUAAUUAUUAAUAUUUGCGCAUGGAACUGGAGAGCCGCAUCUUGACAUCAAAAGAGCCGCAUGCGGCUCGCGAGCCGCAGGUUGCAGACCCCUGUCAAAGGCAAUCCAUAACCUUGGUCCCUACUUUUUUGUUGUUUAAUUUCCAAGGAAAAUUAUGGCAUUCAUCUGAGUUUACAUGUAAUUCUGUCCUACCCUCUGGAUUGUGUGAGGCACCAUAAAGUUAACCUUAGAGUAAUUGUUUUCCACAUAAAGUUAUAUGUAGAAAAAUAUAAUGUCUAUGCAUGUAAUUAAGUUGUUAAAUUUCAGAAUAGCUAUUAAAUUAUGAUUUUAUAAAAAGUACUAAUUGCACAAUCCAUAAAACCAUUAUUUAGAUGUGGUAAUAUUGAAUUAUCUUUGCACCCUUCACUUCUCAUUCACAGUGUUGAAUCAUUGAGUACAUAUGGUAUGGGAGCUAAAAACAUUGCUUUUAAUCCCAGAAUCGGAGAGAGUCAGUUAACACAGGAUGUCUUGUUACCCAUGGGGUAAGGCUUAUAAUAUAUUAAACAUGAUUUUAAAAGCAGCAAUUAUCAGCAUUGGUACCAAGAUCAAGAAAACGUCUCGCAUUGAGAGCAUUUUUUAUGAAAUAUGGUUAAUUGAAAUUAAUUUGGACAAAGCUUUUUUUAAAUUUUUUUUUUUUAUACAUAGGCAAAUAUUAUUAGGCAUUAUUUGAACUGUCAUUCACACAAAAUGUUAGCAGUUGCCUUUAUCUCUAUUUUUAAUAUGUUUUUUUUUUAAAGUACAUGUACCAUUUGAUUUAUGUAUGUUUUCUCCUAGACUAUAAAAAGUGUUGGACUGCAAUAAAGCUUUAAAAUAGAUUAAUAAGACACGAACAAAUUGUGUCAAUAUAACAAUAUAAGUUACACUUUAAUAUUAAUUAUACAUUAUACACAAGUAAACGUUUCGGCAUAUGCCUUCAUCAGUACAAACAAACAAAACACAUUUAAAUAAGUAUAAAUUAAAUUUACAUAAUAUAAAUAUACAUAUCCUACCUAAAACAGACAAAAAUAGGAGAGGGCGCUAAAACUUGUCAAAAACAAAGUAAAGAGGAGUAGAAAGGCUUGGAGUUUAAGACAAAACUUGUAUUUGGUAAUCUAUAUUAUAAUCUUCACCUGAAUUUUAUUAAAAUGUAUUUUUUGUAAGUAUCACAUCAGAAAAUGUGGCUCAAAGAUUUGGAGUUACAAGACAGCAACAAGAUGAGUUUGCCUACAGUUCUCAAAUUAAGUAGGUCAAUCCAAUUGAAAAUUACGUAUUAGUCAGUUACAUAAUAACAUGCUCUGACAUUUUUUCUUCAUCUCUUUCUUUCUUUCUUGUGGGAUAUACCACCUUACAUUUAAUGUAAAUUACUAUUGGGGUCUCUCUAUAGUAUGUUAUUUUGUGACAUACUGUAGAGCAGCAGUAUUUACAUUGGAGAAUCAAAAACUUUAAUCUUUAUAAGGGGUGUAUAUGAACCAUUAUUAUUUUAUGUAGGCUUAUUUUUUUUUUCUGUAAAGAUGCAUUAGUAAUCAUUAUUUUAAUGUGUUCAAGAGCUAAGAAGGCAGCAGAUGAUGGUUUGUUUGAUGCUGAGAUUGUUCCAGUUACCACAACUGUUGAGGAUAAAAAUGGUCAAAAAGUAACAAUUACGGUUAGUUAACUAUCCUUAAUCUUGUUGUUGUAAUUUCUUUGCUUACCUUAACUUUGUCUUAUUUGCAUGCAGCAGUUCUACUAAUACUUCUUACUAUUAAUGGGAAAAAUGUAGCUGGAAAGUUAACAAGCUAAAAAGUUUAAAAUAAUGUAGUUUUGAGUAAACUACAGAUCUUUAAAAACAUGUGGUAAAAUUUGCUUGCUAUCAAUCUUCUUUGUUUUGUAUCAAAUGUGCAUACAUUAUAUUAUUAUAAUUUAUUCUGACUAUGUUGAUGGAAUAUUCUAAUGCUAAUGUUAAGGUUACCAAAGAUGAAGGCAUUCGUCCCACAACUCUAGAAGGGUUGGCAAAAUUGAAACCAGCAUUUAAAGAAAAUGGAAGUACAACAGCUGGUAAGUUAAGGCCAUAUGCUUUGCUCAGUUUGACUGUCAUUUUAUUUGUUAAACAGAGUAAAUUAUGCUGUUUGCCAACUCUGGGCAUUUGUAUCAUCAAAACAAGUUGAUUUUUCCAAAUAUAUAUCAUUCCAACUCUUUCAUGAGUGAUAAAUGUGCAAGGAAUCGUAAGAAAGUAUCAAUUUGACACUGAAAAUCUUAACAAUUUUAUGAUGGAAUAGCUACUAAAUGUGUUGGUUUAAAGUUUCUUGUAUUUUAAUUUGAUUUUAUAGGGAAUUCAAGUCAAGUCAGUGAUGGUGCUGCUGCUGUUCUUUUGAUGUCACGUGCAGAAGCCAACCGCAGAAAUUUGCCUGUUUUGGGAAUCAUUCGCUCAUUUGCUGUUAAGGGAUGUCCUCCUGAUAUCAUGGGAAUAGGACCAGCAGUUGCAAUCCCAUUGGCACUACAGAAAGCUGGUAAAGAUAAUGUGAUAUCAUGCAUCUCAAUAAAAAAGGCUAACACAACAAUCAUUGGUUGUCAAAAGAGUUUUUGAUGGCAAUUGAGAAUUAAAGUCCAAACAUAAUGUUCAUAGAUUUUUUACAUUUAAUAGGAAACAAAAAUACAGAUUGGGCAAAUACAAUUUAUUAUUAUUGUAAUAAAUCUCAUGUUUGGCAUUCAAUAAGAUUAUCAAGGUGAUUCUUAAAUAGUUAUUGCCUUUCUCAAAUGUGGUUGCUUUAAACAUUGUUGUCAUUUAAACUAAUUUGACUCCAAUAAUUUUUGUUCCUAGAACAUGUGAUUAGAAAAUAAUAAUAAUGUUAAAAUGAUAAUUAAGUUGCAAUUAAUUCCCUAUUUUAAAAUUAAAAAUAUGAUGUAGUGGUUGAUUGUAAACAAAAACUAAUUUGGGAUGAAAAAACAACUUGUUUUUAAAAUGGACUCAUUUUAACAUUUCUAAAAUUGUAUGAAGUUUAGUCUGAGCUAGUGCAUUUAACAAUUUUUUUGUGUGAUUUAAGAUUGUAUAUUUGAAUGUGAUUUGAAGCAUCAGUGUUUCAACAUACAAUUUCAUCUCCAGGUCUGACUGUUAAUGACAUUGAUAUUUAUGAAAUAAAUGAAGCGUUUGCAAGUCAAGCAGUUUACUGUGUCCGUGAACUAGGCAUUCCUAUUGAACGUGUCAACCCCAAAGGUGGGGCUAUUGCACUUGGCCAUCCACUUGGAUGCACUGGGGCUCGUCAGAUUGCGACUCUUCUUCAUGAACUUAAAAGACGAGGGCCAAAGUAAGUUACUCACCAUUAUAUGAAUAUGUGGUUUAACCAUUUGGAAAUUAUUCAUUGAUGUUUCUUUGCAUGGAGGUUCCAAGUAUAGUUAAUAGAUACUGAAUACCAAUUAUUUCUUAUUUAACAGAGCGUAUGGUGUGGUGUCCAUGUGCAUUGGGACAGGCAUGGGUGCAGCUGCUGUCAUUGAAUAUCCAGGACCAGUGAAAAGUCGCUGAUAGACUUAUUCAAGAGCUGAAAUUCUUAUAGAGAGAGAGAAUGAUGUUUAUUUACCUCAAGUAACAUUUAUGGAGAUAUAGAUUGAUUAGCAAAGUAUCGUUGGACUUGCUACUUAUAAAAAUAUUUACUGCUGUAAUUGUUAAUUUAUUAUACAUAAAAUUGCAACAGCUAUUUACUGUAAUGAAUUAGAUUCUAUACUUUUCAAAUAUAAAAAAAAUACAUCAUUCUUAAAGUACAUCAUAAACUUUUACAGCAUUUUAAAAUAAAUUUUUUAAAUCAUUCAGCAGUUGUUUUUUUUGCUCACUCACAGAUAAAGUCAACCCAGUUUCAAAGACACUACUAUCAUUAAAAAUAAAAUAUAAAUUUAAAAGUCAAUAUGCAGGUACAUAUUUAAUAUUGAAAAAGUAGUAAAGAAAAAGUAAAGAAAGAUCAGCGAUAAAAACUUAGAAACCGAUAAAAACUUAGAAACCGAUAAAAACUUAGAAACCGAAUCCAGUUAUUGAUUUAAGCCUAAAUUUAAAUUAUAGCAUCAGCUGGUUGAAUUAUUUUAAAUAUAUUUAAAUAUUUUAAACAGAUAUUAUAAUAAGCUAAAUUAUCAGUUCAGUUUUACUGUAAAACAUAUUAUUCAGGAACACUCUAUAAAUCAGUUUCCACUUUGGGAUGGCUCUAAAUAUUUUCUCUUAUGUUGAAUAUUUAAAUAAUUUGUAAAAAUUCUUAUGGGUUUUAAAUUGACACAUGUACAGGUGUUGUGCAUGAAUUUCAUGGUGCAUUCUGAUGUAACUUGUUGCUCAAACAAAUGUAUCAUGUAAAUACCUAAAUGACCUUAAAAAGAUUAACAUUUUUGUUCUCUUUUGUUGAAACAGAAUCCUUGUCAUUAAAAAUUGUAAAAUUUUGUUUUAUAAUAAUGAAAGAUUUUAAGAAUUUAAUUUAACUUUUAAUGAAGAUCAUAUUUUAUUGUUCAUACUCAUGAAAUUCUUGUUUAAUUUUUUUGUCACUCAAUUAAAUACCAAGUAUUUCUAAUAUUUAUUGUCAACAUAAAUAUUUGUAUUAAUUGCAACCAAAUAUAAGUUUGCUCACUAGAUUUUAGAUACCAUUAUAAGACUUGUCUUAAGCCUCAAUCAUAUCUGUAAAAAAAAAAAAGAGGACAAAUCUCUGAUGAUGGCUCUUGAGACCUUUAACUCAUUCCCCCCUGAUGCGACUAAAUGCGUCCUUGGGGGGUCCCUCCGGAUGCGUCUAAAUGCGUCUGGUCACACCCCCCCUACUUUUCCUUUCAAUCUUAUAAUGAAAUCACACAUGCCCGAGAUUUCUAAUGAGAACCACGCUGUAGUGAGAUUCCACAAGAUUUCAAUUUUAAAAAAACUGAAGUUUUUAUCUUGUUGCGUUCAUUUUCAAAGCUUGUGACAAGCGAGUCCUUGAAGUGAAUUUUUUUGUGAAUAUUUUUGAGACAUUCAUAAAAUUGCAUUUAAGUUUCUGCAAUCGCUAAUGGAUAGAAGUUUUUAUCUUGUUGCGUUCAUUUUCAAAGCUUGUGACAAGCGAGUCCUUGAAGUGAAUUUUUUUGUGAAUAUUUUUGAGACAUUCAUAAAAUUGCAUUUAAGUUUCUGCAAUCGCUAAUGGAUGGCAAUGAAGAAUUAAUAGAAGAAGAGGGUUCUGACAUUGAUUAUAAUGAACUGGACUCAGUAUCCAGUGAGUCUAACAAUGACACGAAUAUUGAUAACGAAAAUGAUAGUCCAACUGCGUCUAAUUCAACUAGCUUUGACUGGUCCGAUGAACUGUCAAAUGUGACAGAAAAAAAUGACUGUAUUUUCUGAAUAUAUAGGGAGCCUUCACGAUGUUCCUAUUGACAGUCUACCAUUAGACUAUUUCAAACUCUACGUAACAAAUGCUUUGAUGACAAACCAAUCUGUAUGCCCAGCAACAACUGGCCAACCAGUCUGGGACCAAGGCCUCAACAAUAAAAUUAUGGACUCCCAGUAGAUGUCACUGACAUUAAAAAUUACAUCUAUAUAAACAUUAUGUUCAGCCUCCAUCAACUUCCAGAUGGAAAACUGUACUGGUCUUCGGACAACAUGUGGAGGGUUCCUGCAGUGGCUGACGUCAUGGGUAGAGACCGCUACAACAUUAUUCACCGCUUUUUUCAUGUGAACGAUACCUCGCUGCAACCGACAAAGGGCAGCCAAGAUUAUGACCCCCUCUACAAAGUGAGCCCCUUUCUGGAUCAUGUUAGACACAACUGCUUGAGCCUUUACAAGCCUCAACGUCAGCUUAGUGUGGAUGAAGCCAUGGUAGGCUUUCGAGGAAGACUUGCCUUCAAGCAGUACAUGAAAGACAAGCCUACUGCUUGGGAUUGAAAAUAUGGAGCUGCGCCGAAGCUAAUAUAUUAAAUUUCAAAGUUUAUACUGGGAAAAGAGAGGUGAGCUCUAACAAUGGUUACGAUGUUAUGGCCAUGACUGAGCCCUUUCUGGAUAAAGGCCACAAGAUUUUUUUACAAUUUUUUCUCGUCGCCAAAACUUGCGCAAGAUCUAUUGACACGGAACACAUACUGCUGUGCAACAAUUAGGCCGAACCGCAAGGGCUGGCCUCUAAAGAAGUCCAAACAAAAGAGAGGAGAGUUCACCAUGCUACAGAAGGGUUUACUGGUAGCCUGCCAGUGGACUGACAAACGUCAGGUCAACAUGAUUUCGACAAAUUCUAACCCAGACAUGACGUCAGUUCCAAGAACAAAAAAAGACUCAUAGUUGAAGUCGAAAUGCCCAACAGCGUGAAUUCAUAUAACUCAUACAUGUUCGGGGUUGACCUAGGAGACCAGCACCGGUCUUAUUACACUGUUGGUAGACCAAGCCAUAAAUGGUGGAGGUAUCUAUUCUGGUAUCGGUACCUGAUUCAGAUCUCCAUCAUCAGCGCUUAUCUUCUAAUGAAGAGGAUAAACCCUAAUUCCCCGUUCAGUCAGAACCACCUCAGGUUCAGAUCAAAGCUUGCUCAGCAACUACUGACCAUGAAGGCAGAAACCUCAUCAAAAAGGGUUUGCCAUAACAAUGCCAUUCAGCCCCCAGCAUAUGAUCUCUACAAUGCCAGGCAGAAAAAGAAGGUGCUACCAGUGUUCUGUGGUUGGGGCAAAAAUGCCCAGUGGCAGGACCAAAGAGACAACUAAAGGCUGCAAUCUGUGCCAAGUAUAUCUGCAUGGUGGACAUUGCAACAGCACAUAUCAUGACACUUUAAAGAAUUAAUUUGUCCAAUACAGUUGAGUUACAGCUGAAUUAAACAUUGAAAAAAAUGUGUAAGAAUCCAAUUUUGUGAUAUUUUUUAAAUUUUGUAUGGUAGUUUGUUCUUGUUGUACCACUAAUGUUAUAUUUUUCUGAAAGCUCAUCCAUUUCUUAGUGCAUAGAUGCUUUUAAAAUUUUAAUUUACUACUGUUUAAAUAUUAUUUUAAAAAAAUUAAAAAGACAUAUGUUAUUGAAAUCAUACCACUAAUGUUAUAUUUUUCUGAAAGCUCAUCCAUUUCUUAGUGCAUAGAUGCUUUUAAAAUUUUAAUUUACUACUGUUUAAAUAUUAUUUUAAAAAAAUUAAAAAGACAUAUGUUAUUGAAAUCAGAGUAGCUUCCCUUUGUUCAGGAAAAUUUAGUUGAACAGGAAGUGUGGGCUCAGGAGGGAAUGAGUUAACUUAAAUUAUUGUAAGUUAUUGACUCUUAAAAUAAUUUCAAAUGUUUUUGAAAAUAAUUGGCACAAACCCAAAUUACAUUCAGAGAAAUAAAUUAUUUGAUUAUUUACAGCAAUAUGUAACUGAUGUAUAAAUUGUUAUUCCAUGUGCAU
Messenger RNA from Lymnaea stagnalis (great pond snail), 13147 nucleotides. The record is from the annotation of a GenBank genome assembly. NCBI's taxonomy places the organism in Eukaryota, Metazoa, Mollusca, Gastropoda, Lymnaeidae.